AAACUUUUUGUUUGGUUUCAUUGUACCUGAAAACGUGUGGUGAGAGUUUAUAGUUGAAACCUUCAUUGCUUUUCUCAUCUAUUUGGGGAAAAAAAAUCGUAGUAAUAUAAUCGGAUAUGGGGACACGAAAGUCCUGCCUGAAAUAUAUCAUUGCUUCUAGCGGUCAUUCACCUCAAAAGGGUACAAUGCGUUGUUAUGUUAUAAUCAUCAUGUUGCUCGUUACGGUGUGGCGGAUGAACGCCGUUUCCUGCGAAAUACGGCAUGCGAAGUACGUUGUGGGGAGGAACGUCGGUAAAUGGUAUGCCUGUUAAAAACUUGAGCUCGCUAUUGUCAGAAAGUUAUGUUGUUGAUAUCAGAUUGUUAGAUAAAUUUAAUUUACAGUGAGUGAACUCUGACGUUAACACGUUAUAGACAAUGUAGGUGAUUCCUAGAACCUCAAAAUUCUUGCUUUGUUUUCUGUGUGUAACUUGCAAAUUACGUAAAGCUGUCUUUGUCAAAUGCUUGGUCGGUGUGAGUUACUCUUAAGUUAAAUAAGAACCAUCGCUUGAUUAGAUAGCUUAAGAUACGUCACUACGGAUUUCCUAAAUCAUUGCACGAUAACUCAUAGAUUUGUACUCGUUAUCACCUCAGUACAUGAUGUUUAAUUGGUCGCUAAGUAGACUACACGGGUAAAAAACUGCUAGAAUUUCCAACUUCAAUGAGUCCGCGCUUGAAAUUCAAAUCCAAAUCAUAGAAACACUUCGUUUGUCCCCAGUUAGUUUCGCAUGUUCUAACGGAUGUGCAUAAGUAGCUGAAUUCAAACAGGAAGAAGUUAUUCUGUGCUGUAUCGCAUUGAUUCAUAUCUGGUAACCUUCAUGUGACUUUGAUCUGCUUAAUUCUGUCAAAUUGCCAUAAUCAUGGCAGAUCAGUUAGGGUUUUACAUAAUCCGCCAUAGAAAGGUUCAGAAUAGUGUGCCUCCUGUCUACUGAAGAGCGGAUUCCUGUCAAAUCUUCAGAACGCGAUCAAACUUUCUCCAUUACAGUUUGUAAGUAAAAUUCUUGAUUGCAAUUUUUGUAUGGCGAAACAAUAGACAGCCAUAUUGUUCUGCCCCAUAUUUAAUAGAAGUAAUUGCCUUUGUUUCCCUAAGUUUAUUCUUAUAUCUGAACGAGCAACAGAGGAAUCCACGUUGUACAUUUGUAAACGAUUCCUCGUAGGUACCGGUAAAAUUUGAAUUGAUGUCGUGGAACGUAACUUUGGUAUAGAUUUUUUGAUAUAAAUGUCGGACCACAAUUUUCACCGAUUACUGCAACGCUAGGCUGAAACGAAGCACUUGUUCUUUAUUGGAAGUGUAUACCGGACUUCGGAAACGUGUCACUGCAAACGAAUGUUACUAAGCCGUUUUUAAGUAUUCCCCAUGUCGUCGAUUUUUUGCUAUUUUUUUUCCUAUCGAGUGCUCGAUGCUGCAGCUGGAACGCCACCUGGACACAUCUUUCCAGAACGUUCUUGCCACUCCAAAAUUGUAGUGAAGUGUGUUGCUUCCAUUGCUCAGUUUUCCCUCUUCUAAUUCCAUGGGUGUUAGCCACAAAGUAUUGUAUUAUAGGUUUGAAUCUUUUGCAACUAGUUUCUCUGACCGUGCCGUAGUAAUGAAUUGAAGACUGCCACUUUAUUUCUCCGCUACUGAACAAUUGUGACAUCUAUUUCAUAUCCCUACGCCGUAUAUUUUUGAGAAGACUGACUCCAUUUGAGAGUACUUAUGAAGCCGAAGGCUGCUGAAGUUUUACAUUUCACGAAGUGAGAGACGUAUUUAUACGUUCAUGACGUAACGUUUUAGUUAUAUAGGAAUCAUUAACAAAAUUUAUGGAAGACAACGAAGGCGUUAAUUGUGCUGCAAGUGGUGUUCGUUGCAGAACGUCAUUGAAAAUGGCCCCAAACAUCACAUCUACGCCGACGGGCGUUCCGUAUGGUAAUUCGAUUCUGGAAUCAAAGCAGAUGGAUCUGAACGAAGGGGAAGAGAAAAAGCCUGCACCUGAGUACAAGAGACAGAUUGUUUGGCGGAAUGUGCUCCUUUUUGCUUAUUUGCAUUUUGCGGCAUUGUAUGGUGCUUACCUGAUGUUCAGCUCCGCGAAAAUUCUGACCAGCAUUUUCGCGAUCUUAAUGUACCAAGUAUCUGGCUUGGGUAUCACAGCUGGUGCGCAUAGACUAUGGUCCCACCGUUCCUACCAAGCACGUUGGCCCCUUAGAGUCUUGCUGAUGGUCUUUAACACACUAGCUUUCCAGAACCACAUCUUUGAGUGGGCUCGUGAUCAUAGAGUGCAUCACAAAUUCACAGACACAAAUGCUGAUCCCCACAACGCAACCCGGGGUUUCUUCUUCUCACAUGUAGGUUGGCUCAUGGUACGGAAGCAUCCAGACGUGAUGCUCAAGGGAAAGCAGAUAGAUCUGAGUGAUCUGGAAAGAGAUUCUGUUGUUCAGUUUCAAAAGAAGUAUUAUUUGAUCCUGAUGCCUGUUCUGUGUUUUCUGAUACCAACUUGCAUCCCAGUCUAUUGCUGGGGAGAGACCUGGAAAAAUGCAUGGUUUGUGGCAACAAUGUUUAGAUACACUCUCACUCUCAACAUAUCGUGGCUUGUGAACAGUGCAGCUCACAUGUGGGGGAACAAACCAUAUGACAAGUUCAUCAACCCCGCUGAGAACUUAAGUGUAGCAGUUCUUGCUCUGGGAGAGGGCUGGCACAAUUACCAUCACGUAUUCCCGUGGGACUACAAGACAGCUGAGUUGGGUACUUACUCGACGAAUUUUACGACAGCCUUCAUAGACUUUAUGGCCCGCAUCGGCUGGGCAUAUGACCUCAAGACUGUUCCACUGGAGAUGGUGAAGAGGCGAGCUCAGAGAACGGGCGACGGCACGCACAGCAGUGCUGCGGAACAAAAUCAUGGUCAUGGACACAGCCAUGAGGGUGGUGUGUGGGGCUGGGGAGAUCGCGAUAUCCCGGCGGAGGACACAGAACUGAUAACUGGUGUUCAAGAAUCUGCCGAGCCGUCCUUAACAGCAAAGACCACUGUGACAUCAGCUUUGCUGGAUGGAGAAGCUGUUCCAGAGGAGGAGGAGAAGGACGACGACAAGGUCGAUGAGGCAGCUGCUGCAACAGUAGCAGAAACAACUGAUGGUGUGAAGGAAAAGUGCUGCUAAAUAUUCCAGGAUGUGUGAAGUGAAAGACUGCAGGAAUGCUCAUCUUGUGAACUGUUUGAAAAAUUCAAGAGUUGAUACCUGUGAGCAGCCCUUAUAGUAGACUUAUUAGAUGCAGCUUAGUUUUUGUUUGAUUUUGGAAUAAAUUUUUCAUUAUGUAUGGCACAAGUACUAGUUGAAUGUGAGUAGGAGAAAAUCUUACCCAAACCUCUCAUGGCUGUGUUGUCAGAAGUGGCAGAAAUAUUUUAAAUGUUUUAACUGUUUCUGGAUGGAGGGAAAAUGACAAAAUACCAGUGACAGUAUUGUUGAACUUGUUGAGAAUUCCCCAUUCGGCAUACAGCUUAUUAUGUUUUGUCUUGUACAAAUGGGAAUCGUUUGAAAUAAAUAUAAAAACUCUUAAUGAUCUGUCUUGGAGUGACAAAAAAAUUCCACUCUUCCAUUCAUGUGGACUCCUUAUUUUGCAAGGAAAGUGAGAACAAAAAUUUGAUGAUGUUUUGCAAGUUGUUUUUGCAAGAAAUUAUUGUUCAGAUUGUUUAAGAAAUUUGAUUUAGCCAUUUUAAAAGUUAUAAGAUUAACAUUUGUAGAUGGCAGAGAAAUUCUUAUUUAAUUGAACUUUGUAUUUCGCUAAAGGUAUUUUUUGUUUUGUUACUGUGUAUGUACAAUUCUUGAUUAUGUAAUUCUCAUACAUUGAAUGUAUGUAGUAAUUCAUAAUUGUUGCAUUCCAAGAACACAGUGGGGUGCAACCAUUGUGUAUCUGAUACAGUGGCACAUAUCUGUGCCUGCCAGAUAUUAUUUUGCACUUUAAACUUGAACAACAAAAAUGUUUGUGUUGUGGCCCUACCUGCACUUGGAAGACAUUUGUGUUAUGUUUCUCUCCUGUCUUUCUUCCUGUUACAUCUUCCACUAAGUGGUUUCUGUGUUAAUUUAUAAGUGUGUUACAUGCACUUCGCAUUGAAUCACAUUACUCUAAAGCUGUGGUAUUUUUAUAAAAUAAAUGUGAAAUUGAAGAA
Molecule: messenger RNA, 4172 nt
Organism: Schistocerca gregaria
Lineage: Eukaryota; Metazoa; Arthropoda; Insecta; Orthoptera; Acrididae
Product: acyl-CoA Delta-9 desaturase-like
Exons: 6
Coding region: 1837-3165 (442 amino acids)
Biological process (GO): unsaturated fatty acid biosynthetic process
Cellular component (GO): endoplasmic reticulum membrane
Molecular function (GO): stearoyl-CoA 9-desaturase activity; iron ion binding
Source: RefSeq, a predicted model, not a curated record